Metarhizium robertsii ARSEF 23 is the source of this 2184-nucleotide messenger RNA. RefSeq names its product kinesin light chain. Gene Ontology annotation, molecular function: catalytic activity; ADP binding. The record is from RefSeq and is a predicted model, not a curated record. NCBI's taxonomy places the organism in Eukaryota, Fungi, Ascomycota, Sordariomycetes, Hypocreales, Clavicipitaceae. The transcript has 2 exons. Gene Ontology annotation, biological process: nucleoside metabolic process. Bases 1 to 2184 code for a protein of 727 amino acids.
AUGAAAGUGACUCGGCCGCUGAACCCAGAAGACUACCACAUUGCAAUAAUUGCUCCACUGGAGAUUGAGAACGUCGCAGCAACUCUGAUGCUCGAUAAUAGACACGAUGGCCGAUUUCCCAUGGCAAGAGGCUACGAGUAUCUGUACACACCAGGCGAGAUGGGCGGGCACAAUGUCAUCGUUGCCACGCUACCCGCAGGCGAGGACUGUGAUUUGGGCUCUGCCGCCGCUCUUUCGAGACAAGUCAAGACGUUUUUCCCCAACCUGUGGUUCGGCCUCCUCGUCGGAGUUGCUGCUGGCAUGCCCAAUGUCGGCGGCGGCGGCGGCCAAGAGAGGGAUAUCCGACUCGGCGACGUGCUUGUGGCCCAACAAGACGGCGAGCUCCCAGGACUAAUCAACUUGGAGCUGGGUAAAUGGACCGAAAACGGAUUUGUGCUUCGCCGCCGAGGCUGGCUGGACAUGACUGACAAGCUCGUCAGGUCGGCAAUCCGCCAGAUCAAAGCAGGGGAUUUCUUGCAAGACCAGCCUUCGUUUCUGAAGCACUACCGGGAGAUGAUGGGUAAUCUAAACCACCCCGAGGCAUUCGCCGAUCCGGGCCAGGAGCUGGACCUGCUAUACGAAACUGGGGAGUCCGUAGUGAAGAGAAGGACUCGAGAGGCCGAGAAGCGUACCCGCGUGUGGUAUGGUAUGAUUGGCUCCGCCAGCACACUUGUAGAGAAUGCUUCGAAGCGGGACGAGUUGAGGGACAAGCAUAAUCUUGUCGGUAUUGAGACGGCAGCAGCCGGCAUAGUACCCAACAUUCCGGUCGGUGUCGUUCGUGGCGUUUGUGAUUACGCAGACGAAAAGACAAACGAAGCCUGGCGACCCUACGCAGCAGCCAUGGCAGCAGCCUAUGCCAAGGAGAUUAUUCUGCAGAUAGGACCCCCCGAAAGACCCAGAAGAGGACGUGAAAACACCAUCGACAACAUUCGACACAAGCUCUUCUCCCUGGGGGUAAAACGAGUGGCGCUCUCCGGGCUCGGUGGAAUGGGCAAAACGCAGGUUGCCCUCGAGAUGGCGCAUCGAGUCAAGGAAGCAAUGGAGGAUUAUUCCGUCAUUUGGAUGCCGGCGCAGACCAUGGCUGCGUUUGAACAAGCAGCCGCGGAGCUUGUCCAGACUCUUGGUAUAAACCCUGGGCCCGGCGAAAAUCCAUCAGAAACCCUUCACGCCCAUCUUUCCUCUGAUGCUUCCGGACCGUGGUUCCUUGUCGUGGACGGUGUCGACGACAUGUCUCUAGUUGACGGAACACCCGAUGAGCCUCGCCGCCUGCUCGACUGCCUUCCUCAGAGCCCGAGGGGCAGAAUGCUCAUCACCACACGCACGUCAGCAGUCGCAAACAGCGUUGCGGACCCGCAGAAUGUUGUCAAAUUAGCAGAAAUGUCGUUGGGCGAGGGGAAGCGCUAUCUGGAGACGUGUCUCAGCGACAACCGCGAGCUGCGAAGAGACGACGUCGAUGAAACUCUCUCUUGUCUUAUGGAGAGGCUCGAGUAUCUUCCCCUCGCCGUGGCACAAGCAGUCACUUACAUGAAUGUAAACUGCAUGUCCGUCAGCGAGUACGUACGUCACCACGACGAGAUGCAGCAGGACCGUGAUAAUACCGGCCCGACUCACCUUUUUGGCUCACAAUUGCGCAAUGAAACAUUCCACAGCAGGAGCCAGGGGUCUAUAUUAACUACUUGGUAUGCGUCGUUCAUGGCAAUUCGCAACACAAGUGCCCAUGCUGCCCAGUUACUGUCUUUUCUCCGGUGGACAAGUCCAAAGGGUAUACCUACCUCCGUGCUCCCUCUUGGACGAGGGCUCAAGAAGGCCGAGGCAAUCAAUUUACUCUGCUCCUACAACUUCUUGAGUCGGCGAGAGGGUGGCAGGAUUCUGGACAUGCAUCGCUUGGUGCAUCUCGCCCUCGGGUCCUGCUCGAAACAGCUCUUCGACGAAGAACAGACGCAAGAGACCAUCUCUCAUCUCAACCGAGUAUCCCCGAUAUUCCCAAACGAGCAUGUCCAAAAGCAGGAGUUGUGGCAGCCAGGUCUUCCACAUGUGCUUCCGCUUGGCACAGGGGAGACAACACACGAUCCGCAAGCCCGUCUGGAAUUUUUUCGUCACGCCAUGUUUACGCGGGGAUUGGCGCUGGAAAACAGCUGUUGCUAG